This is a messenger RNA of Silurus meridionalis, 1944 nucleotides long. It is a transcript of the gene fdxr, whose product is annotated as ferredoxin reductase. The coding region runs from base 397 to 1899 and encodes 500 amino acids. NCBI's taxonomy places the organism in Eukaryota, Metazoa, Chordata, Actinopteri, Siluriformes, Siluridae. Gene Ontology annotation, cellular component: mitochondrion. The transcript has 12 exons. Gene Ontology annotation, biological process: ubiquinone biosynthetic process. The record is from RefSeq and is a predicted model, not a curated record.
GUCGUUGAACACGGACUGUUUUUCGGGACGGAUGUGUUCAUGUUUUUCAUGAUGCUUUCGCUGGAUGUUUUAGUUUGAAUUCAUUCGCAUUAUUAACAUGUUCUUUAUAUUUGCUUUUAUAAAGCGGAAAAGGUGAGAGAACGACAUGAGCACAUGUAGCCUAGAAAUGACUAAACAAGGUGCCAUGUGAUUUGUUUUAAAGUUUCACCCCGAUUAGUGGAACAAAGUCCAAGUGAGAGUGGAUUUGAAUGCAGCAGGAGAAGUGCACUUCAUGAUCAUGGGAGAAUAAUAGCUAAGAAAGGUGCAUUGCUCCCCAAAUAUUAAACAGAGAAAGUAAAAAAGAUCCAUAAGCAUCGUAUUAUCCAUUGCUCAUGUCGUUAUUCAGUAGAGCAUCUAAUGUGUUUAGCAUUAAGUCGACUUUCUGAAUGUGGAAUCAUGAGGAACAUAAAGAGAUCAUUCAUGCCCCUGUCCCGUCUGCUGCAGGCAUCAACAUGUCCAGCUGCUCUUUCAUCGUCUGCACGACGGCUCGUCUCCGGAUGUGCCUCGAGUCCAAAAGUGUGCAUCGUGGGAGGAGGUGCGGCUGGUUUUUACACGGCACAACAUCUCCUCAAGGCCAGGAGUGACAUGGUUGUGGAUAUCUACGAGCGUCUGCCUGUUCCAUUUGGCCUGGUUCGAUUCGGGGUAGCUCCAGAUCACCCUGAGGUUAAGAAUGUCAUUAACACAUUCACACAGACGGCCCAGCAUGAACGCUGUUCAUUCUUUGGCAAUGUUGGUGUAGGCAUGGACAUCAGCGUGGAGGAACUAAAGAAUGCCUACCACGCGGUUGUACUUAGUUAUGGGGCAGAUGGGAAUCGGUCUAUGAGAGUGUCUGGAGAAAGUCUUGAAGGUGUGUUCUCAGCCAGAGACUUUGUGGGAUGGUACAAUGGACUUCCAAGCAAUCAAGAGUUGUGUCCGGAUCUGAGCUGUGAGACAGCUGUGGUUCUGGGACAGGGAAACGUGGCACUGGAUGUUGCCAGAAUCCUCUUGUCUCCACUGGAUUAUUUAAAGAAAACCGACAUUACUGAACAGGCCCUGCAGUCUCUCAAAGCCAGUCGGGUGAACAGAGUGUUGAUUGUUGGAAGAAGAGGACCUCUCCAAAUUGCAUGUACCAUAAAGGAAGUGAGAGAAAUGAUUAACCUGCCUGAAACUAAAGCUGACAUGCUCCCAAGUGACUUUGAGGGUAUAGCUGAGGUUUUGAAAGGUCUUCCCAGGCCCCGGAAGAGACUAACUGAGUUGAUGCUGAUGACAUUAAAAGUAAAUGAAGGGGGACAAAAUACAUGUAAACGUUGGGGUUUUCGUUUUUUGCGUAGUCCUGUGGAAGUGCUUCCAGAUGCAGAUGGGAAAAAAGUAGCAGGGAUUCGUUUAGCUGUUAACAAGCUUGAGGGUUCAGGAGAGGAGGCUCGUGCUUUGCCCACAGGACAAACCCAGGACGUAGAGUGUGGCCUGCUCAUCAGCAGCAUUGGCUAUAAGAGCCUACCUCUUGAUCCCACUGUGCCUUUCGACCCUCGCACUUUCACAGUGCCCAACAACAUGGGCAGAGUGUUGCAUACAGCGGGGCUGUACUGCAGUGGCUGGGUAAAGCGUGGGCCGACAGGUGUGAUUGCGACAACUAUGAAUGACAGUUUUGAAACGGCACGAACUCUCCUGAAAGAUGCGGCCUCGGGGACACUCGAUCUGUCAGUCUACAAAGCUGGUGCUCAGGAAAUUACAGCCUUACUGAAGACUCGAGGAGUGAGAGCAGUGUCCUUCUCAGAGUGGGAGAAAAUCAACUCCGAGGAGGUGCGGAGAGGAGAAGCUCUGGGAAAGCCCAGAGAGAAAGUCCUGGAUGUGAAAGAGAUGCUAGAAGUAGCCUGGUCCUGAUUUGUCUCACUAUGUGGUGGUGUAAAUAAAUAAUGUAAUCAUUUA